AUGUCUCUUGAUCCAUCUAAGCUUCCGGAUCCUCCAAUGCCAUCCUAUGCUUUUACUAUUUACCAUUGCGAUGUAUUUGAAAAGUCAAAGUUCAAGAACUAUGACUCGUUACUUAAAAAUAGGCUUGCUCGAUGUGAGGAUAGAGCAAAUUAUAUAGCUUCAAUUCUUGAGGACAACAACAAUGUCAAAGAAGGCAGUAGCGAAGUUAAGACUUUAUUGCAAAUAGACACUGGUAGUGAUUUAGUUUGGUGGCAAUGUGGACCAUGUGAGGCAAAUAAGUGUUACAAGCAAGUUGAUCCUUUAUAUUUCCCUACAAAUUCGAAAACAUAUCGAAAAAUCGAUUGUAUCGUAUAUGGUUCAAGAUGUUUAGAUGAUGUGGACAAAACUUAUAAAUGCAAUGCUUAUAAUAAUGAGUGUACGUACGAUAUUAGAUUUGUAAGUGGACAAAGAUCAAAGGGUUUUAUGGGAGAUGAUGUUAUUACUUUUGUUUUAGACCAUCGACCCAUUAGGGUUACAUUUGGAUGUGGCAAAGAUCAAAUGGGUCGAGCCAAUUUUAGUGGUUACUAUUCUGGAAUGGUUGGUCUUGGGCGAAGAGUAAAUGUCGGAUCAUAUUCAUUACCAUCACAAUUUGAGGCGGAUUUAAUGUCCAUAUGUCUACCUGGAUUUUUUUCGGGAAAGUCAUCUUCACUUAGUUUCCAUACCUCCACGUGGCAAAGGACAACAUCGGCAAAAUUAUUACAAAAUUAUAAAUUCCCUUUAUUUUAUUAUGUCAACCUUUAUAAAGUUUUUAUUAACGAUAAGGAAAUUCCGGUCCACCCAUCAUGGUGGACUUUUACAAAAGGUGGUGGUGGUGGGGUUCUCGUGGAUACAGGUACAUUUAUUAGUCGAUUUCCUCAGGAUUUGUAUACCGUAUUCCGUUACAUAUUCAGAAGUGAAAUAAAAGAUAUUCCUCUGGUUGAAAGUCCGUACAAGUCUCUAGACACAUGCGUUAAAGUGGAUCCAAGUGGACGAGAGUUGUACUUUCCCGUUGUGAAGUUGUACUUUGGCGAUGUAAACCCUAAGAACAUGUUGUUAUUGGCAAAAGAACGAGUUAUGAUACACUUUGAUGGAUAUUAUUGUUUGGCUUUCAUGGGAUGGAAUAGAUCUCAUUCAAUAAUAGGAACUAAUCAACUUCAAGGUAUAGGAUUAACUUUUGAUACAUCAGAAAAUACUUUGUCAUUUGAUUUAGAUGCAUGUAGUUGA
Solanum verrucosum is the source of this 1242-nucleotide messenger RNA. RefSeq names its product protein ASPARTIC PROTEASE IN GUARD CELL 1-like. Lineage: Eukaryota; Viridiplantae; Streptophyta; Magnoliopsida; Solanales; Solanaceae. Gene Ontology annotation, biological process: proteolysis. The record is from RefSeq and is a predicted model, not a curated record. Bases 1 to 1242 code for a protein of 413 amino acids. The transcript has 2 exons. Gene Ontology annotation, molecular function: aspartic-type endopeptidase activity.